AUGUCUUUCCGAUCAGCUUCUUCACUUUCCUUUCAGAUGUCCUCCCAGCAGGUGCAAAUGUCCUCCCCACAGGUGGAGACCUUCCAGCACAAUCACUAGAGGCCCUCCCUUGCCCCUUCCACGAAGCCACCCCCUUCUAUCCUCGAGGUGUCCUCCCAGCAUAUGGAAACCUCCUCCCAGAUGGCCUCCUGCCAAAUCAGGACCUCCUCCCUGGGGAUGGAGAUGGCCCUGCACCACACAAAGAGCCUGACCCCAUGGGACAAGCAUGCCGUGUACAAGAACGUGAAAAAGGCCUGA
Castor canadensis (American beaver) is the source of this 297-nucleotide messenger RNA. It is a transcript of the gene C11H17orf100, whose product is annotated as chromosome 11 C17orf100 homolog. The record is from RefSeq and is a predicted model, not a curated record. Lineage: Eukaryota; Metazoa; Chordata; Mammalia; Rodentia; Castoridae.